Molecule: messenger RNA, 4109 nt
Organism: Salvelinus namaycush (lake trout)
Lineage: Eukaryota; Metazoa; Chordata; Actinopteri; Salmoniformes; Salmonidae
Product: polycomb protein SCMH1-like
Exons: 28
Coding region: 1330-3507 (725 amino acids)
Biological process (GO): regulation of DNA-templated transcription
Cellular component (GO): nucleus
Molecular function (GO): protein binding
Source: RefSeq, a predicted model, not a curated record
AAAACAUGGCGGACAGCCACUAGCUCAAUUCACAUAAAACAAUACACAAACAUUUCAAAGCAAGCAUGCUGUGUCGACGGAGCUAGCUAUCUGUUCGAGCAUGCCCGUGUUAUUGGCUUGGAGAGCUGCUCUGUCAACAGUGAGCCCUGAGUGUGUUUGGGUGGGUGACUGAGAUCUGCUGACAGCUGGGGCCACCUCUUUGUUGUACCCUGUCGUCUACCUCCAACGCCAACCCCCCUGCCUGGCUGACAGAAGGGGAGAGCGUUAAGCGCGAAUCCGUGGGGAAGUCAACCUGAGCAUCCACAAAUGAAAGAGUGGACUAUUGUGUCUUGAACUUAGUCAGUAUUACUGGAGCAUGAAGAAGCCAGUGGCACAAAAAGCUGUUGAGUGGAGAGAUGGCAGGCGGAUCAAGCAUGCCCGAAGUGGCCGUCCCUCCCGGGUCCCAUCGCAGUACCAAGGAGCAUGCUGUGUCGACGGAGCUAGCUAUCUGUUCGAGCAUGCCCGUGUUAUUGGCUUGGAGGAAAAAGGAGGGAGCUGGUCGACUUCCCCUUGACGCAAUGAAAAAGGCGCACUUCUUUUGAGAGAACCAACUGAAUACACGUUUGAAGACUGUUAUGAUCUUUUAAGUGAGCCCUGAGUGUGUUUGGGUGGGUGACUGAGAUCUGCUGACAGCUGGGGCCACCUCUUUGUUGUACCCUGUCGUCUACCUCCAACGCCAACCCCCCUGCCUGGCUGACAGAAGGGGAGAGCGUUAAGCGCGAAUCCGUGGGGAAGUCAACCUGAGCAUCCACAAAUGAAAGAGUGGACUAUUGUGUCUUGAACUUAGUCAGUAUUACUGGAGCAUGAAGAAGCCAGUGGCACAAAAAGCUGUUGAGUGGAGAGAUGGCAGGCGGAUCAAGCAUGCCCGAAGUGGCCGUCCCUCCCGGGUCCCAUCGCAGUACCAAGGAGCAUGCUGUGUCGACGGAGCUAGCUAUCUGUUCGAGCAUGCCCGUGUUAUUGGCUUGGAGGAAAAAGGAGGGAGCUGGUCGACUUCCCCUUGACGCAAUGAAAAAGGCGCACUUCUUUUGAGAGAACCAACUGAAUACACGUUUGAAGACUGUUAUGAUCUUUUAAGUGAGCCCUGAGUGUGUUUGGGUGGGUGACUGAGAUCUGCUGACAGCUGGGGCCACCUCUUUGUUGUACCCUGUCGUCUACCUCCAACGCCAACCCCCCUGCCUGGCUGACAGAAGGGGAGAGCGUUAAGCGCGAAUCCGUGGGGAAGUCAACCUGAGCAUCCACAAAUGAAAGAGUGGACUAUUGUGUCUUGAACUUAGUCAGUAUUACUGGAGCAUGAAGAAGCCAGUGGCACAAAAAGCUGUUGAGUGGAGAGAUGGCAGGCGGAUCAAGCAUGCCCGAAGUGGCCGUCCCUCCCGGGUCCCAUCGCAGUACCAAGGAGGGCACUUCAGUUGGGACAAAUACCUGAAGGAAACAGGUGCUAGUGCUGCACCUGCCCACUGCUUCAGACAGGGUGCAACACCUCCAGUGAAUGAGUUCAAGGUGGGCAUGAAGCUGGAGGCGCAGGACCCUCGGAAUACAACGUCAACCUGCAUUGCUACAGUGGUGGGCCUGACGGGAUCGCGGCUGCGUCUGCGCCUUGACGGCUCCGACAACAAGAAUGACUUCUGGCGCCUGGUGGACUCGUCUGAAAUCCAGCCUAUCGGCAACUGUGAGAAGAACACGGGCAUGCUGCAGCCGCCAUUGGGCUUCCGUCUGAACGCAUCCUCCUGGCCCAUGUUCCUUCUAAAAACACUCAACGGAGCCGAAAUGGCCCCAGCACGCAUCUUUCACAAGCAGGAGCCCCCGGUCCCAGAGCAGAACUCCUUCCAGGUGGGCAUGAAGCUGGAGGCAGUGGACCGCAAGAACCCCCACUUCAUCUGCCCGGCCACGGUGGGGGCGCUGCGUGGCGUGGAGGUGCUCGUCACCUUCGACGGCUGGCGGGGUGCUUUCGACUACUACUGCCGCUACGACUCCCGGGACAUCUUCCCCGUGGGCUGGUGCUCUCUCACCGGGGACAACCUGCAGCCGCCCGGCACCAAAGCAGUGCUACCCAAGACCCUCGGUUGCCUUUCAGACGGUAGCGAGGGAACAGCCAUGCACCCCAUGCCAGGACAGCCGCCUGGCCAACGGGGACGCAAGCCAGGCUGCAGGAAAACCAAGCUGACAAGGCCCUGGGGCCAGAAGGGGGCCGGAGUAGGACCACAGGCCCCCCCGCCCGGAAAGGGACUGGAGCCUAUCAAGGUCCCCAAGAAGAGAGGCCCCAAACCGGGGAGUAAGUUGGGCUGGGCGAAGAGAGAAGGCUGGCUGGAGGGUGCCAUGGCAGGCCCAGGGCGACCCGUGUCCCGGCCCAGAGGGAGGCUGCCAGCCAACUGGGCCCAGAGGAUGGCAUUGCAGGAGGGACAAGUGGAGUCUAUCAAGAUCCCCAAAAAGAGAGGGCCCAAGCCCGGCAGCAAGAGAAAACAGCGGGUGGUGCCCAACCCCGUGCCCGUUUCCCCCAACAGCAGUAUGCCAGAGCCAGACACCAGCACAGUGCCCCUGGACAACGCCACCAUCCCCAGCGCCGCCUUGCAUGCUGCCACAGUGUGUGUAUACCUGAACAAGUAUGGGAAGGUGGGACCCCACUUGGAUGGGCGGCGGGUGCAGCAGCUGCCCGACCACUUUGGUCCAGGCCGGGCUUCCUCGGUGCUACAGCAGUGUGUCCAGGCCUGUGUGGACUGUGCCCACAACCAGAGCUCUGUCUUCUCCUGCCUCAAGCCAGGUCAUGGAGGAGAGGUCAUAUCAGCCCACUUUGACCAGCAGCACCAUACCCUCACCCUGCCCACGGUCAACAGCGUCACGCACGUCCUGCACUUCCUGGAGAAACUUUGUCACAACCUCUACUGUGACCCUCUGUUUGGGAGCCAGCCCAUCCCCAGAGGGGGCCUGCAUUACGACAGCCACGCCUACCCAGAAAGGAGAAGUUUUAGGGAGGGCCUCACAACGGGUCCAGGAAGAGGCUCCAAGCGGUUCCUUCAAGAAUCGUACUACAGCCCCCUCCCCCACAAGCUGGCCAAAAACCUCUGCCUCUCCUCGGAAGGUGAGCCCUUCCUCAUGGAGAAUGGUGUAGGGGGGUCGGAGCACUUAAAGAAGAGCCCCCUGUCCCCGGGCUUGACAGGGCAGCCUCUGGGCCUGCGGUUCCCCACCAAGUUGCUACAUCUCAACUCUUCAGGCUCUGAGCGUUUCAGAGAGAGCCCCCGGCCCAGUGGCCAGGACCCCAACCUGUGGACGGUAGAGGACGUCAUGCAGUUCAUCAGAGACAUAGACCCCCUACUGGCCCCCCACGCAGAUCUCUUCAGAAAACACGAGAUUGAUGGCAAAGCCCUCCUGUUACUACGCAGCGACAUGAUGAUGAAAUACAUGGGCUUGAAGCUCGGGCCUGCCCUCAAACUCACAUUCCACAUCGACAGGUUCAAACAUGGACGCCCUUAUUGAGCUCAUCAGCGUCCCCCCACCCCGCAACCCUGCUACUACUACUCACCCCCCCCUCCCCUCUACAGGAUAUAAUGCACUGCAUACUACUGGACUGACCAUCACAUGUAGCUUCCGCCACUAGGCUACGAUACCUAGUGUCAUAUAUCCCCCUCCCUUUCUCUGCCGCAUCGAAGAAGCCCUGUGGCGAACUUCUCUUAUUUCGAUUUUAUUUCUGUUGUGUGGCACAAUCCAGCCCUACGGCAGCAUGGGAUAUGCAGACUGACUGACUCGCCCACAUAUCCUCCUCAUCCAUCAAGUUACUCGCCUGUUUUUCUAUUCCAUAUUCUCUUACAACAACCGCUACCAAUGAUGCCCUCCCUGUGUGUUGCCAUUUUUUACUGUAAUGGCCAUUUUAGGCCAGAGUUUUUAUUACAACUUUUUGUUUGAUCAAGUACAUUUCUUUUUUGUACCCUCCCUGAAAAUAAGGACUUGCAUUAAGCCAUUUUCGCCUUUUUGUAUUAAAUAUGUAUACUGAACAAAAAUAUAAAUGCAACAUGUAAAGUGUUGGUCCCAUGUUUCAUGGGCUGAAAUAAAAGAUCCCAGAAAUGUUCCAUAUGCACAAA